AUGAUCGCCUCAAGGGCAACUCCCUCAGUCUCAACCUUUGUAGGACCCCCAUCGACUACCUUACGUGCAACCAACUUCGAUGGGAGAACAAUAUUCUUACGACGAAAACCUAUAAACACGGCUCGACGGAAACUCGCAGCCGCUACUCAGACACGUCAAGUUGGAACUUUACUGGAUGUACCUUUCCAUAGGUUGUUAAGCGAGAUUUCUGAGGAUAAAGCUAAAGAACUCAGUCGCGAAACGUGGGUCUCCCUGCGUCCACAAUCAGGUCAUGCAUCCUUUAACUCUGCUGGAGCCGACGAUUCUCUAUGGGUUGACCGAUAUCGUCCAAAAACUUUUACGGAUUUGAUGGGCAAUGAUCGCGUCGCGCGAGAAGCAAUGGAAUGGCUUAAACAGUGGGAUAAAUGUGUCUUUGGAAAGAGUAGUAAAGGUAAGAAAAGGAAAAGGGAUGAUGAAGAGGAGAACUUCGACAUGAAUGACCCACAUCAAAGACCCAAGCAGAGGAUACUCCUGGUAUCUGGACCUCCCGGUCUGGGGAAAACGACACUUGCACAUGUUAUCGCGAAACAAGCUGGCUAUGAAGUGAUGGAGAUUAACGCUAGUGAUGCGCGGUCGGGUCAAAUAGUAGACGAUCGUAUACGGCCGACGCUAGAAACUGGAUACACUGUGAAAAGCAGCAAACCUGUACUCGUCAUUAUAGACGAAAUUGAUGGUGCCACAGGUGCUGGAGACAACUCUAGCAACUUUAUACACAAACUGGUGCAACUCACACAUGACAAGCCACGGAAGAAGAGUGCGUCUUUUGUACCCUUAUUCCACGAGGAUAAGAGGACCAUUCUCCGGCCCAUCAUUUGCAUAUGCAACGACAUCAAUGCGUCAUCUCUGGCAAAACUACGUCCCAUUGCAUGUCAGCUCCGCUUUCAGAAGCCGGCAGAUGUGCACACAGUCAGACGCUUACGAGAAAUUUGUGCUAUUGAAGGCUUGAAGGCGGAGACGCGAGCACUUUCGACAUUGGUAGCUGUUGCCAAAGGUGAUCUUAGAGGCUGUCUGAAUACUCUUCAGUUCAUCAAGUCAAGAGACGCAGAGGUUACCGAGGCUGUCGUGCGGAGGUCAACGAAAGGGAUGAAAGAGGCGGACAACUCCAUCAUAUCAGCGCUCAAUAGUCUAUUCAUUCCCUUGUCAAAAAAGCGUGCCAAAGAAUUGGGCCUGAACGACGAAGGAGAGUCGCGCUACGUCAGUCGUAUCAGUCAAGAGAUAGAUUCAUGCGGCAAGGACAGCGCGAUCGCUAUUGGCUGCUUUUCACACUACGCCACACUUCGACGCCAUGAUGCUAAUUUCUCGAGAUACGAAAAGGCCAACGAGUGGCUUAUGACGUUUGAUGUACUCUCCACUGCGAUGUACAACGAUGGCGAUUUUGCGCUAAGCCCUUACCUGACGUAUUCCCUUGUGCCGUUCUAUCCACUGUUCCAGGAGCGUGGCGCUCCAAAGGUCGAACGAGGACAAGAAGAUUGGGAGAACCUUCAACUGACCAAGUCCAACGAGGAGAUUUACAAGUCCCUCACCCGGGGUCUUCAAGUAGCUAGUACACGACAAAGGGGUGAUUUUAGGCAUCUCGGAAACUGGCCUAUAUUGCAACUUGAGUUUGCGCCGUACAUCAACCGAAUUAUCUCGCCGCAGCUUAGACCGAUUAAUGGGCAACAUCUGCGAGUAGAUGAACGGCCUCUGAUGUCUCGUUUAGUCGAUAUAAUGACUAAUCUGGAACUACGUUUCGUCCAAGAACGCGCAGAAGAUGGUCAGCUGACGUAUCGUCUAGAUCCACCGGUAGAUGUCUUCAUCACUUACGACGGGAAGCGAGCGUCCGACAUUGCUAUUUCAAGAUAUGCGGUAAGGCAUUUAAUUGCCCAAGAGGUCGAUGCGCGACUCACUUCUCGUCAAGAAGACGUCGUUGAUCGAGGACAAUCAGGCAAGCACGCCCACCUUUUCGGCGGGAAUAAGAAGGGCAAAACUACAGCAGCAUCUGUCGAAGAAGCUGAGGAUGAUUCAUUCAACCCUUCUCCCGGAAAGCGUCCCCGUAAAGACCUGUCUGCUAACAUCGAUAUUGCUGAUAGGCCGCCUACAGACUUUUUCGGUCGUCCUAUCCAGCCUACUGCUGCCGGCAAAAAGCCUCAAUCAAGUGCUCGCGGAUUCAACCCCUUGAAAUCCAGUAGUACGCCGAAGUUCAACGUGGCGUACAAGUUCAAAGAGGGAAACUCAGCUGCAGUACGGAAGCCGGUCAAAGUCUCCAUUUUUCUUUAG
Molecule: messenger RNA, 2295 nt
Organism: Lentinula edodes (shiitake mushroom)
Lineage: Eukaryota; Fungi; Basidiomycota; Agaricomycetes; Agaricales; Omphalotaceae
Product: P-loop containing nucleoside triphosphate hydrolase protein
Exons: 15
Coding region: 1-2295 (764 amino acids)
Molecular function (GO): ATP binding; ATP hydrolysis activity
Source: RefSeq, a predicted model, not a curated record